Messenger RNA from Anopheles marshallii, 2286 nucleotides. RefSeq names its product histone acetyltransferase KAT2A (gene Gcn5). Gene Ontology annotation, molecular function: protein binding; histone H3 acetyltransferase activity. Gene Ontology annotation, biological process: chromatin remodeling; positive regulation of transcription by RNA polymerase II. The coding region runs from base 1 to 2286 and encodes 761 amino acids. Gene Ontology annotation, cellular component: histone acetyltransferase complex; nucleus. The transcript is spliced from 7 exons. The record is from RefSeq and is a predicted model, not a curated record. Lineage: Eukaryota; Metazoa; Arthropoda; Insecta; Diptera; Culicidae.
AUGAGUGAGAAUCAAAAAAAUCAAAACGGUGAAGUAAAGCAAGAGAAGCCUGAUUCAAACCAUGGCGGCAAUAGUGGUGGAUCGCAGGAAACCACUCGGCAGGAUAGCAUCGAACGGAUCAUGCUGCGCAAGCAGAAGGUGUACCAGCUACCAAGGAAUCAAAAGCUUACGAAGCUUUCGAUGUACUCUUCUUGCCAAGCAAAUGAAUGCCGCUGUAGUGGUUGGAAAACACCGGAAGAAAAUCGCCACAAAGACGUCGAGGUGGAUUAUUGUCCAGAUUUCGCGGAAGAGUGCCGAAAUCCGAACUGCAAACAUAGCCUAGAGACACACAUUCAACACUUGGGAGAUAUCACCGAGGAACAGAUGAACGAGCUGCUGGGUGCUAUAGUUGACGUGGAAAAUUUGUACAUGAGUAUGCUCCGUGAGUCGGAUACUGAUACGAAGAAGGUUUACGCUUAUCUGUUCCGUUUGCUGCGGCAAUGCAUUCUGACCCGAACGCAAGCAGUUAUAAGAGGCCCAUUAGGAGAUCCUCCAUUUGAACAGCCGUCGAUUUCAAAAGCUGUGACCAACUUCGUACUUCACAAAUAUGGCCAUCUACAUCAAGCUGAACUGGAUUCGAUGACAGAUGUCGCCAAAACGUUUCUCCAUUGUCUGAAUCAUUGGAAUUUUGAAGCUCCGAGCGCACGGCAAGAUUUAGUUAAUCAAGAAGACGUUUCGAAUUAUAAGAUCAACUACACACGUUGGUUGGUGUUCUGCCAUGUACCGGCGUUCUGUAGUUCACUUCGCCACUUUGAAACGUCAAUCGUUUUCGGUCGUACACUGUUGAAGGCCGUCUAUCAGUACGUCUACCAGCAGCUGCUGAUGCGUUGUAAAAUUGAGCGUGACCGUAUGCCUCCGGAAAAGCGAAUCAUGCUGACACAGUUACCCAAAUUCCUCGAGGCACUCAAACAGGAGGUGGUGAAUGAAGAUUCUCCCAUCUGGUCUCCGAACUUCAAACCCGCAGCAUCACUCUUGCUGCACAAAACCAAACGCCAGCAUGAAGGAACAUCAUCUUUGGUUGGAACUGGUAAGAAGCUGGGUGAAGCAAAACGCUACAAAAAGGAAUCGGACUGUGAAGAUCUUUCCGAUGAAGUGGUGGCCCGGGCGUUGAAGCGCAUCAACGACUCGAACUACUCCAGCCGGGCCGAGGUUGUUUUUCCACCAAAUGCGCCACGUGAUGAAGCAGCUAAGGCGGAAGAGAAUAGACGAGAAAUCGAGUUUCACGUUGUUGGAAAUUCACUUACCAAGGCUGUGACGAAGCAAUCGAUGCUCUGGUUACUUGGAUUGCACAGCGUUUUCGCUCAUCAGUUGCCUGGAAUGCCCAGAGAGUACAUCAGCCAACUAGUGUUCGAUCCGAAACACAAAACACUGGCCUUGAUAAAAGAGGGUCGUCCGAUAGGAGGGAUCUGCUUCCGGACAUUCAUAUCGCAAGGCUUUACAGAAAUCGUUUUCUGUGCUGUUACUAGCAGCGAACAGGUUAAGGGAUAUGGCACCCAUCUUAUGAAUCAUCUGAAAGAUUAUAGUACUCAACGGGGUAUAAAACAUUUUCUCACGUACGCCGACGAGUUUGCGAUCGGAUACUUCAAGAAGCAGGGGUUUUCCAAAGACAUAAAAGUAGCACGUCAUGUGUAUGCUGGAUUUAUCAAAGAGUAUGAAGGUGCGACGCUUAUGCACUGUGAGCUCCAUCCCAGCUUGAUCUACACACAGUUCAGUUCGGUUAUACGAAAGCAAAAAGAGAUCGUGAAGGAACUCAUUACCCAGCGUCAGCAAGAAGUACAAAAAGUCCAUCCAGGGCUGUCCUGUUUCAAGGAAGGUGUCCGAAGUAUACCGAUAGAAUCGAUACCCGGUCUGCGGGAAGUAGGAUGGCGUCCGACCUUCCGAGCUCAGCGAACUGCUCGCCCACUAGAGGAAUCGGCUGACCCGGAUAAACUAGCCAAUUCGCUGAGUGGAGUGUUACUUGCCGUUCGGCAGCAUACAGCUGCGUGGCCUUUCUUGAAACCGGUCAACCAGGUGGAAGUACCAGACUAUUAUGAUCACAUUAAAUAUCCGAUGGAUCUCAAAACCAUGACGGAACGGUUGAAAAACAAAUAUUACGUCACCAGACGGUUGUUCAUGGCUGACAUGGCCCGAAUUUUUACCAAUUGUCGACUCUACAACUCACCAGAAACGGAAUACUAUCGCUGUGCCAACACUCUCGAACGGUACUUUCAAACUAAAAUGAAAGAAAUCGGUCUUUGGGAUAAAUGA